Molecule: messenger RNA, 1961 nt
Organism: Tribolium madens (black flour beetle)
Lineage: Eukaryota; Metazoa; Arthropoda; Insecta; Coleoptera; Tenebrionidae
Gene: Cln3
Product: battenin
Exons: 8
Coding region: 314-1600 (428 amino acids)
Biological process (GO): regulation of intracellular pH; lysosome organization
Cellular component (GO): lysosome; membrane
Source: RefSeq, a predicted model, not a curated record
UAUCACGCUAAAUUUGUUAUUAAUCAAUUUAAAAUUGGUUUAUUUAUAGUUUAUUAAAAUUGACUGCAAGUUGUUAAUUGGUUCUUUAUUGGAAUUAAUUAAUUUGCAUUCUUAGUAAUGAAAAAUUUCAAUUACCCUUGAUUUAGACUUUUCCUAGCAAAGUGGUUGUCCUUAAAUAGUUGAAAUAGUUUGAGGACUGCUGAACCAGUAAAAUAUAACAAUAAAUAAAGCGUUAUCACUGUUUAAGGGAUAUUUCGCGAUAAGAGCGUGCGUGGCACCUGUUAGUUGCGUUUUCCCAGUGCCGGGUUUAGGGAUGAUCAGGAACAUGAGGAGGAGUUUUUCGAGGAGUAAGAUGAGUGUUCGGAGGCAUUUUCACAGACUAGGCUCGAAAAGGCCCAAAAAACGCGACUACUCCGAAAUGGAAUACCAAAGCAAGGAUGUGAUUCUGCAAGACCGCAGAAAACGCAAACCUUGGCGGGCCCUCAUCUCCUACUGGAUUCUCGGACUCUGUAACAAUUACGGAUACGUUGUCAUGCUCACAGCGGCUAGUGAUAUCAUUGGAGAAUCUGAAGGCACAAAAAGCACUGAAAGAAACUGUACAUAUAUGUCUACAGGGGCCAUUUUACUAGCCGACAUUAUUCCAAGUUUGUUAGUUAAGUUACUAGCGCCUUUCCUACCUUUCUUCGUAAAUGUAAGGGUUGCCAUUUGUAUAUUUUGUUCCUCAGCCGGAUUUCUUUUAGUAGCAUUUAGCCAAAACAUUACAAUGUCUUUAUUAGGAGUUGUUACGACUUCUUUCUGUUCAGGACUUGGGGAAGUCACCUAUCUCCAAUACAGUUCGUUCUAUGACAAAAAUGUUGUCUCAACUUGGAGUUCAGGCACCGGUGGUGCUGGCGUUAUCGGUGCUGUCUCAUACUCCCUUUUACAACAAUUAGGCCUCAAAACCACUCUAUUAGUGAUGUUAUUAGUUCCAGGAAUGAUGGCUGUGACGUUUUAUAUAAUUUUGCCAAGCCCCGAAGUGAUGGACGAAAACGACAUCCAAGCCGAUGUAAACGAUGAAGAAAUAAAAAAUCCCAAAGAAGCAUUCAGGAAAAAACUCAAACAAGUUCCUUCGCUUUUCAAAUACAUGAUUCCGUUCGGUUUAGUCUACUUUUUAGAGUAUUACAUAAAUCAAGGAACUUUCGAGUUAGUUAAUUUCGAAAAUACGGUUUUGGACCCUGAUGAUCAGUACCGAUGGCUUCAGGUCGCUUAUCAAAUCGGGGUGUUUGCAUCCCGGUCUUCGGUUAAUUUCUUCCAUAUUAAACAUAUAUGGAUCAUGUCGGUAUUACAGGCUGUUAAUGUAGUGAUUUUCACUACCGAAGUUAUAUGUUAUUAUAUGCCAAGUUUUUGGAUCAUAUUGGCCCUAACGUUGUGGGAGGGUCUAUUAGGAGGUGCUGCAUACGUGAACACUUUCUAUAGGAUCUCGACUGAGGUCCGUGAAGAGAAUAAGCAGUUUUCGAUGGCAAUCACCAGUUUUGCCGACAGUAUUGGGAUUACUUUGGCUGGAAUCGUAUCGAUUUAUGUCCACAAUGCUAUCUGUGCCCUUCCCAUGCCUCAACGCUAAUUUAUUAAAAGUAUUACAAGGUUUUAAUAAAUGGUUCAUUUGAUUUGGCAAAUUUUAUUGGCACAUCGAGAAAUCACAAAAAUUUUAAUGGAGUAUUAUAACAUCCGUUUCAAACCUAUACAGACAAUGUCAUAGGUUUGAAACCUUGAUUAGUGUGACUAAUCACUCAGACUUAUAAAAACUUAAUCAAAUGAACACUUAAUAGGAACAUGACAGUACAAAAAUAUUGCCACAAGUAUUUCAACAAAUAUAUCACAAAUUCGCAAAAAAUUAAUCCAAAAUAAUCGUUGAUCGUUAGGCCUUAAAUACUGUAAAUUUUAUCACACCAAAAUAAAAAUAAUACUGAAUAAAGUAAAUACGA